Molecule: messenger RNA, 1032 nt
Organism: Helobdella robusta
Lineage: Eukaryota; Metazoa; Annelida; Clitellata; Rhynchobdellida; Glossiphoniidae
Exons: 2
Coding region: 1-1032 (343 amino acids)
Source: RefSeq, a predicted model, not a curated record
AUGGAGCAAGUUUAUGAUUCUGCUAUGACUUGUUUUGUUUGGACUUUGGUAGCAAAAUCAAUAUUUUCAGUUGGUAUAAAUGUUCACUUGGGAAUAAUCACAAAAAACGAGUUUCAGAUAAUGCUAACAUUCAUGAAGAAGCUAAUGGGUUCCAGUAGCAAGAACAACGAUCAAAUGUCGUCAAAUGCUAGCAGAGUAGUGCCAUCGUCGUCAGCAGCUGUCAAAAUUUACAAAGAAUAUGGUGACGACGACGAUGAUGACGAUUCUCCUGAUACUGAUACUGAACAAUCGAUUAAAAUAUAUUUCAAACAUAAAACAGAUAAACUAAUUAAAACAGCAAAAAACUUUCAUGUCAGCACACCAAUCAACGCCAAUCAUUUUGAAUGUUGCUCGUCUAUAAAUAACAUUCACUGUUGUAGCUGUUUGGUGGCCGAAGUCGUCAACGCUGGCAAUACUAACUGCGUUGAGAACGUGCACAACAUUAACAACAACAACAACAACAUUAACACUAACAACAGUCCAGAUUUAAAGAAUGAUGGUAUUCAUUUCAACACUGAGGACAGUGAUAAUCAAAUCAUCAGAACAUUGCCAGCUCCUGACAACCGCAAAAGUUCAUCAUACACAGACGAUGGCAACGCACUGAAUGAUAUUCGCCAUAACAUCCUUGCUAACAACGUUAACAUCUAUUGCAGUGUAGGCAGCAGUCAGAGCAUAGUCGGCCGGGCAAACCACAUCUUUGAAAACUCUCCACUAAAUCAAAUGAAUUUCGAACAAUCGUCUGAUAAUUUUUUAGCAACUUCUAAAAGAAAGUCUCUCGAACGCAAAAAAUUGAGUGAAAUUUCAAACAUGCCAGUAACCACUUCAGCAUCGCCACCAGCAGCAGCAGCAACCACGCCUACAUCAUCAACACCAAAAAAACUAGAUGUCUGUUGUUGUGUGAACUGCAAACACUUUAGAUACAAAGAGGAUAAAAUUGUGGUGAAGAAUAAUUCUGAUUUAUUGCAGUUUAAAGGUCAGUACAGCAAAAGUUAA